AUUUCUCUCAAAUAGAUAUUUAGAUUUUUUUAUUUUUAGAUCUGUAAAUCUGCAAAUUAUUAGUGGAUACAAUAUUGGAAUUAGGGAUUUCCUAAACUCUGUAAUGGAAAAAGGAUUAGGGCUUUCCUAAAUAAUCACUUUUAUGGUUUAUUGGUGAUUAGGGAUUUCCUAAACUCUAUAAUGGGAAAAGGAUUAGGGAUUUCCUAAACUCUGUAAUGGGACCAAUGAUCUAGAUGGCCUGGGUUGCUAUAGAUGUAUGCCAUGUAUACAAUGGAUGUAGACAUAGAAUAGUCUUGCCAUUCAUCAUUUGUUGUGAAUGUUUAAGGUGUGUACAACAUGUGUUUGAUGAAAUGUCUCAGGGGAAGAGCCGCAAGACUUGGCAUACAUGUUCCUGAAUCCAAACUUUUCAAAUGAGGCCUAUCAUGGAGGGACAUUUCAAAAUUUAUGCUGAGAGGCAUGGUUGUGACCAUCCGAUUAGUGGGCAUCACACAGAUGGUUAAAAUGAAAAGUAAGCCGAAAUUCAACUAACAAAUGUCCGCCAAUCAAAGGUUAGGAGCAUUCAGUUGAUCUGAUUUCAGGGCAAUGUUCCUGUCCAAAGCCGGGCCAAAGAUUGGGAUGGUUUAAUUUGAGGUACAUGUGCCAAUUCUUCCCCCAACUAACAAAGAGAUCUUGGUGGGAUUGCCACAUGUGAAACUGAUGCUAUGAUCCUGUUUCUCUCUGCCUCUGCAUUUGUAUGGAUUGUCACUCAUGAGACUCUGCAAGAGUAUCCUUCUCUCUUUCUUAAAGAAGAUGCAAACAGUCCAUGUUUUUUCACCUGGCACCUGAUAUACUUGGAACUCUGGGAUUAUCUUUGAUAACUUGCUAGUUGCCUCUCACAUGUUCUGUUAAAUUUCAUGACUUGGGGUUCUUCUCCUUCAUCUGUUUAGGGCUAAGGAGUAGUAUUUGUGUGGUGCUGCACUGCAAAUUCAAGGAAUCCAAACUCAUAUAUCUGUCAUGCUUCCAAUAAAGAAAUGCCCAGAUGGGUUUCAUGGAUUUGGUGGCCUGGUACGUGAGCUUCAUGGGCAUAUAUCAUUGUUUCAAAUUCAAACUCCGAGAGGUUUGUUGUAUCGAUUCAUUAUUUUUACAGCGCGCACAAAAUUCUGCCUUUACCGUUGAGUUCAGUGUAAAACAUUCCAUAAGCGAAAGAAACAUUUUUGUAUGUAGGAUUCAAAGUGUGUAUGGGUUCUUAAAGGUGACAAUGACUUACCAACUUCCUGCUGUAACUAAUAAGCACUGUUUUGGUACAUCCAAUCUUGUGAUUUGGUGAGCUGCUGUAUACUAAGCAUACAAUGCGUCAGCUGUUGAUAAAAUUCGCUGUGAUAUUCUUACAGUUAUUACUAGCUCUUGAUGGUAUUUUCUAGGUGGCCAAUCAUAAAACUUUUGCCAAUCUACCUUCUAAAAGCAAACCCAAAUUGUUGGGAAUGGGCUAAGGCCUUGUUUGGUAGAUACCUAAUAAUGAGUAGAUCUCAUUUUAGUUCAAAGUAAUUAUGUAUUAGAGAUCUUGAUCUCUAAUACAUAAUUACUGUCACGUAAAAUAAUAUCAACUCAUUUUUAGGUGUCUACCAAACAAGACCUGAGAUGAUGACAGCAAUGUUGUUGGUUUGAUUUUCUGAUUUUUUUUUUAUUUUUUAUUUUUUGCUUGUACAUAUUCUGCCACUGGACCUGUUCUAGUGUGAUGUUUGUUGGUUGAUGAUUAGAAAUACAUGUAAUCACAAGGUGAUCCACUUGAAGAUGAUCAGAGUUUUUUUUUUUUUGCUGGCGCACGUGCCGGAUCUACUCCAUUCGUUGGAUGCACUGGCCCAGUAAUUGGGCUGGUCUACUCAUCUAUGGUCUAUGUAUAAUGAAUAUGCAGUUAGAAAAAAUGACACAGGUUUCACAUACGACAUGCACGUGGAUCAGUUGAUGAGUGGACCAGCCUUUUCUUUGGGCCAUGGCAUAUUCAGGCAGUUCCAACCUGAUGAAAGGUCCACUUGUGCACGCAUUUGCUGCAAUGGCGCAUAAUCCUUUAAGAAAUGAGAAAUCCUUUAGGCAUCCUUAUGUCUGUUGGCAUUUCUCUUAUGCUACCUUGCAAAGCCAUGUCCAUAACUAAAUGGGGCCACAUCUGUGCUACAUGAGAAGCCGUUUAGGGCCUGUUUGGUUGACACUUGAAAAAAGAUUUCGUGAAGCAUGCCUUUCAAAAAAAAAAGAAGAAUUUUGUGAAGCAUAUUUUUAUGGAAAAAUUCUGAAAACCUAGUUUAAGAAAUUUAUAUUUCUUGAGAAAAUUGUUUGGAUGACAGUUUCUAUUUUAUCUUUUCUUAGAUAUUGUUUAAACAUUGGUGUUUGGAAAAAAUAUCAGAUCCAUUCAUCGGCAACUGGUUAGAUCCAUCCAGACAUCUGUUGUAGCCUAUAGGUCACUGAUAAAGGGAUCAGAUGGCUGUGUUUAAGAUCCAUCAAGUGCAGUUUGGUAACCCAUCAACAAUCUGAUCAACCAAGAGGCGGCCCCACCAGCACAAACUGAAAGUCCAAGGAUGCACCAUUUAUCAACUCUGUGGGGCACACCUUGCAAGGGUCGAAUAGAUGCAUGUGGCAACACGUGUAAGAGUGAAGGAAAAAGUGCCGCAGCUGCAAGGGUCGAAUAGGAGACCUACCAUUGAAAGGGAAUCUUUACUUUUCACCGUUAAUGCUAGUGAUAACCGUGGAAAGGCUGACUCCACAAUUGCUGAAGGAAUUGGUGGAAGUACAACAAAUUCUAUAAAAGAACUCAUCAGCAACGAAGCUCUGAGUUCUAACAUGGACAAGUCAAAGCAUCCAAAAUCUGUGUUGAUUAUGGACGAGGUUGAUGGCUUGCUUCUUAAAGGUGUCACCGAAGCAGUAGAAGAAGAAGCAAAAGCAGCAGGUAUGUAUGUACAUGCUUUUCCCUUGUCAUUCUUGGCUCAAAUACCUUCAAGUAAUCUUAGUUGUCUGGAAAACAUUACAAAUGCCACAUAUUUUGUGUAUAGACCUAGUACUGAUUCGAUAAAUACCCCCAUAAGUUGUGCUUUUAGCCAUAUAAUAAUUCUAAACUUAUAG
This is a messenger RNA of Magnolia sinica, 3087 nucleotides long. RefSeq lists its product as uncharacterized. The record is from RefSeq and is a predicted model, not a curated record. The transcript has 4 exons. Bases 2596 to 3087 code for a protein of 163 amino acids. Lineage: Eukaryota; Viridiplantae; Streptophyta; Magnoliopsida; Magnoliales; Magnoliaceae.